Messenger RNA from Priapulus caudatus, 1005 nucleotides. Its product is annotated as ribosome maturation protein SBDS-like. The transcript has 5 exons. The record is from RefSeq and is a predicted model, not a curated record. Gene Ontology annotation, biological process: cytosolic ribosome assembly; ribosome biogenesis. The coding region runs from base 78 to 830 and encodes 250 amino acids. Lineage: Eukaryota; Metazoa; Priapulida; Priapulimorpha; Priapulimorphida; Priapulidae.
AUUUACAUAAAAGGGCAAUAACACAUGAGAUUGCAUGUGUGUACUGUGUAGUGUGUUUGCAGUUGUUUGACAUCAAAAUGUCGACGAUAUUUACGCCUACAAAUCAAAUUCGGCUUACAAAUGUAGCCGUAGUAAGAAUGAAGAAAGGCGGAAAGCGGUUUGAAAUCGCUUGUUAUAAGAACAAAGUGUUGGAAUGGAGAACCGGAGUUGAGAAAGACAUUGAUGAGGUUCUGCAGUCGCACACAGUGUUUGUGAACGUAUCCAAGGGUCAGGUUGCAAAAGGUGAUGACAUGCAACGUGCUUUUGCCACCGGUGAUCAGACAGAAAUAUGCAAGCAGAUACUGGCCAAAGGGGAGUUACAAGUUUCAGAAAAAGAAAGAGCUACACAGCUUACAUCUACUUUUAAGGACAUAGCCACAACAGUUGCUGAUAACACAGUGAACCCGGAGACAAAACGCCCAUACACUGUAGGUGUCAUUGAACGUGCCAUGAAGGAUUUACACUUCUCUGUAAAACCAAACAGAAGUGCUAAGCAACAGUCAUUGGAAGUUAUCAAGCAGUUGAAGGAGACAAUGGAGAUUGAGAGGGCACAGAUGAGACUGAGGGUUGUGUUGCCACAAAAAGAAGCGAAAAAACUCAAGGAGAAAGUGAAAGAGUUGGCAGCAAAUGUUGAGUCAGAACGCUGGGAUGGCGACUUGGAAUUGACAUGCUUGAUAGAUCCAGGCUGCUUCAGACAGAUGGAUGACUUGAUAAGGUCCGGUACAAAAGGCAGAGGAACGCUGGAAGUGCUUAGUUUGAAAAACAUUGCUGAAGGAGAUGACAAAUUUUAAUUGAUAAAAGCAUCAGUUGUCAAGAGUUUAUAAAUUGCAGGUUUCCUUUAUAAAAUUGCUAUGGCAAUGUAUAUUCAUAGAAAAAAAUACUAACGAAAAUAGCAACCUAUGUAUUUAUAAAUGUGCUGUUCUGUUAUGGAGUAACAAAUUUAUUAAAAAAACUCAUCAUUUCACA